This is a messenger RNA of Arctia plantaginis, 552 nucleotides long. Lineage: Eukaryota; Metazoa; Arthropoda; Insecta; Lepidoptera; Erebidae. The record is from the annotation of a GenBank genome assembly.
AUGGAGUUCACAGUAGGAACUAUGCAAAAAUUAGCUGAACUUCUUACGCCACCGGAACCAGAAGUUAUACAAGGCGACGAUUUGCCGUCUAAAGGUUUUGAUAUAUCUGCGUCUAGAAACGAAGCUCCACCAGUGGAGAAUAAUAAACCUAAAACAAUAGAGGAAUACGAGGAGGAAGAAGCUAAAGAACUUGAAAAGUUAGGACAAGUCGGCUCAGGUUUGGGAGACCGUCGAACUCCUGAAUAUACUAUGAACUAUCAGCAAUCAGUCUCUGCUGAAGAUGUAUAUUUGCAGAUUGGACCGAAGACUCCCAGCUCCGCCAGUUGUGAGAACCUUAUAGUAAGAAUUAAUUUGCCUGGUGACAAGAAGGAGAAUGUUGAUUUAUCAGUGAACAACACGAGCGUAACAGUCAGCUCUCCACAAUAUUUGCUGAAGUUACCUCUGCCUCAUGGAAUUGAUCCGGACCGUUCCAAAGCCAAUUGGGAUUCAGACCAAGAAACAUUAAUGUUGACCCUUAGAUUAGAUAGAGAGUUUGACUUUGUUAACUUUUAG